AUGGGCGACGCAGGCGACUACGAAGGCGGAGCUGGCUCCCCACACAACAGCAACAUGCCCAUUGCCGUCGUUGGACUGUCGUGCCGCUUUCCCGGCGACGCCACGAGUCCGUCGAGGCUGUGGGACAUGCUUAGUGCUGGCAAGAGUGCGAGGUCACCUAUUCCCAAGGACAAGUUCAACGUCGAUGCGUUUUUUCAUCCGAAUCCCGACUGCAACGGAACACUCAACGUUCGCGGAGGACAUUUUCUCCAGGAAGACAUUGGUCUGUUCGACUGUUCCUUUUUCAACAUCUCGCCCAACGAGGCCAAGGCGAUCGACCCGCAGCAACGGCUGCAGCUGGAGUCUGCAUACGAGGCGCUGGAGAAUGCUGGCAUCCCAAUGGAAAAGGUCGUGGGCAGCGACACGUCUGUGUAUGUGGACGUGUUCAACCGCGACUACUCGGAGAUGCUGGCACGCGAAACCGAGACAAGGCCGGUGUACCAGGCGACGGGCAACGGACAGGCCAUCCUGUCGAACCGGAUCUCGUACUUUUUCGACCUCAGGGGCCCCAGCAUCACGCUGGACACGGCAUGUUUGGCCAGCCUGUCGGCCCUGCAUUUGGCCUGCCAGAGCUAUACGUAUGACCACCGGGCAGCCGGCUACUCGCGAGUCGAGGGUGUGGCCACGGUCGUUCUCAAGCCGCUCGACGAUGUUCUGCGUGACGGUGAUCCGAUCCGCGCCGUCAUCCGCCAGACCACCGUCAACCAGGACGGCCGCACGGCCGGAAUCACGCUGCCCAGCCGGUCGGCCCAGGAGUCGCUCAUCCGCACAGCCUAUCGCAUGGCUGGCCUCGAUCCUGCUCUCACCGGCUACUUUGAGGCCCACGGCACUGGCACCGCUGCCGGAGACCCGCUCGAGGCCGGCGCCAUUUCCACUGUUUUUGGGUCCUGUCGCCCGGCUUCUGAUCCCAUUAUAGUCGGGUCCGUCAAGACCAACCUCGGUCAUCUCGAGGGUGCCAGCGGCCUUGCCGGCCUCAUCAAGGCCAUCCUCAUCCUCGAGCACGGCAUGAUCCCACCCAACCUCAAUUUCGAAAAGGCCAACGAGUCCAUCCCACUGGAAGAGUGGAACAUCAAGGUCCUCCUGCAGCUGCAGCCGUGGCCGAAGCCUGGCCUUCGUCGGGCGUCGGUGAACUCGUUUGGUUAUGGCGGGACGAAUGCGCACGUGAUCCUUGAUGAUGCGGUGACAUCCAAGGAGCUCGUGGCAGCACUGGACGGCACCGAUGGCACAGACGGACCCAAGCUGACACGCAGCGCCAAGGCGCCACGGCUAGCCUUUGUGUUCACAGGCCAGGGAGCACAGUGGUUUGCCAUGGGACGGGAGCUGGUCCCAAUGUAUGCCGUCUUCCGACAGCGACUGGAGUCGGCCGAUACGCUGCUGUGA
This is a messenger RNA of Grosmannia clavigera kw1407, 1419 nucleotides long. Its product is annotated as phenolpthiocerol synthesis polyketide synthase ppsa. Lineage: Eukaryota; Fungi; Ascomycota; Sordariomycetes; Ophiostomatales; Ophiostomataceae. The record is from RefSeq and is a predicted model, not a curated record. The transcript has 4 exons. Gene Ontology annotation, biological process: fatty acid biosynthetic process; secondary metabolite biosynthetic process. The coding region runs from base 1 to 1419 and encodes 472 amino acids. Gene Ontology annotation, molecular function: fatty acid synthase activity.